Messenger RNA from Olea europaea var. sylvestris, 1861 nucleotides. Its product is annotated as INO80 complex subunit B-like. The record is from RefSeq and is a predicted model, not a curated record. The coding region runs from base 103 to 1605 and encodes 500 amino acids. Lineage: Eukaryota; Viridiplantae; Streptophyta; Magnoliopsida; Lamiales; Oleaceae. Gene Ontology annotation, biological process: chromatin remodeling. The transcript is spliced from 6 exons. Gene Ontology annotation, cellular component: Ino80 complex.
UGCAUUUGAGGCUCUACGUGGCUCAUAUACCAUUACUGUUCUUUGGCAUUUAAUAGGCACAAGUGUUACAGUAGAAAUCAGAAUUGAGAAUCUCUCAAGACAAUGAAUCAAUUUAGGGCUCCUCAAUUUGCCGCUAUUGGGAUCGCUGCAAGAAAAAGGAGGAGCCAGAUUUCACACCGAUCUAUACCUGAGUCACAGCCACUCUCUGAUAGAUCUCCCAUGCCAUCAACUCCACUUUCAGAUGAAAUGAGUAAAGUGUCAAGUGAUGAGAAUAUCGGAGAUGCUAAUUCUAGAGGGAAAAUUUUCAAUCUUAAUCAGUGUAUAUCGAGGGGCUUUCCAGCGAGUGGAUCUGAUGGUGGACCAAAUGUGUUAUUCAGUAAUGGUGUACUGGGGGAUGCAACGGCAAAUGAGAACAAGCCGAAAAAGGUUACGUUGAAGGUUGGUGGUGUAAUGCACACGAUUCAAACCAAAUCCAGUUCCAACUGUUCAUCAAGCGAUGGGUCUUUGGCUAAGAUCGAUCAAUCGUCAAACAUUGGUCGAGCAAGGCAGAAUCUCGUUAUACAGGAGAAUUCAUAUCGUGAUCAUUCUACAUCUCUAGAUAGAAAAAGUAGUUUGCAAGGGAUCCCGUGGAAGGAUUUCUCUGGAGGCGGCUUUAAUCUUGGGAAGGAGGACAUCAAUAAGAUGCCUGCAAAAAAUGCCUUUGAGAAGCAAGGGGAGAAGUUGGUUCCAGUUCGUAAGAGUAAGAGGGCUCCUAAGAGACAUGUUUUGGAUGAGGAAUUUGAUGAGGAUGAUGAUGCUGAAAUUCGGUACCUCAAGAAACUGAAGAAUGCAAAGGUUGGAAGAUACAAAGAUUUGGAGACUGAAUCAACAAAAUACCAACAUAAUCUUCCGAGGAUCCCUAAGAAAUUCAAUUCUGAGAGUGCAGUUGAAGGCAUUGAUUAUGAGGAUGAACUGUUGUCUGAUGGUGAGCCUGAGGGUAAGAAGAAGAAAAAACAAAAGGAUCUCUCAGAUAUACAAAUUGAAAGCAAGAGGGAGAUGACUCUCACAACCCGCCAGCGAGCCCUUUUAUCCGGCAAGGAUGCCUCCUCACCUGGCGUGAGUCAAAUUGAAUUCCCGGAUGGUUUACCACUACCACCUCGAAAGCAAAAGGAGAAACUCUCAGAAGUCGAGCAGCAAACAAAAAAAGCAGAGGCCGCUCAGAAACGUAAAAUUCAAAAUGAGAAAGCGGCUCGGGAGUUGGAGGCUGAGGCAAUUAGAAAAAUUCUCUCUCAAGAUUCUAGUAGAAAGAAGAAAGAAGACAAAAGAAAGAAGCGCCUGGAAGAGUUGGCACAGGAGAAGGUUGCUAAUGCAAAGACACUUGCAUCAAAUACAAUUAGAUGGACUAUGCAGUCUACUGGUACCAUUGUUACUUUCCCACAAGAUAUGGGUUUGCCUAAAAUUUUUGACUCCAAACCCCUCAGCUAUCCUCCUCCUCGCGAAAAGUGUGCUGGUCCUUCUUGUACAAAUCCUUACAAAUACCGUGAUUCAAAGUCGAAGCUUCCUCUUUGCAGUCUCCAAUGCUACAAGGCAAUUCAUGAAAAAAUGCAAUCUGAGAAGGCCUCCUAAAAAUGUGUGUCUUGCAAUUGAUGUAGUUUAUGCAGCUAUUCCUGCACAUUUAUGUUAAUAUAUAGAGGCAUUGGAGACCCAAUGAAACCAAGUGUCUUUUACAUAAUGUAGAAAUAAUAUAGUAAUCAAGAUAGUGUUGGCAAUUGAAAUUGAACUUGCUAGAAAGAUGGUAUGUUUUGUCAGGUGGAUUAAGACACACUAUGUACCAAACAUGCUCGGAAAUUUUCUUUUAUUAGAGCAACUGAACUCAUUUUUA